GAACUCUUCUGACUCGGAGUUUCCAUUGAAAGUCAGGAGAAAGUUUGGUCAUUGCCAGCAGGUGAGGCUUUCUUCCACCCGGACGUCAGACAAGCAAACGACAAUCAACCAAAGUCAGUCAGAGUUAGAAUGGACACAGAUCUGAACUCCGCCAUCUCCGCCUUCCUGUCAAAUUGUGACGAUCACCAACUGUUCCAGUUGACGAGAUUCUACAAGGAGCGACUGGAGCAGGCGAUUGAGGAGGGCGUGGAGGGAGUCAGCUUCAUGUUAAUGGGCGAGGAUCACUUCACCGGGCAGGAGUAUCACAGCGUGACUGAGCUCGCGGAGAAGGGAAACCGACCGGGCGCUUCCAAACUCCUCCUGGAUCUGGUGAUGGAGAAGGGCUCCGGGGCCCGGAAGGUGAUGUGGGAAUCCUUUGUGAAACUGCACCACUAUUUACCGAAGCUGAGCAGAAUAUUGAAUGAAAUACGGGAGCGAGGUGACGGCCAGUUCGCCUACAUGGACACUGAGCGGGAUUUCUCUGAAGUGCCCAAACAUCUGAAAGAUGUUCGAAGGAAACACAAGGAGACUCUGCGGGCACAAACUGAAAAACUGAGAGUGAACACGAUCCUGAUGAGGGAGAAGGUGAAGGUUUUCCAGCUGGUUGAUCGAUACGUUGAGCUCACGGUCAUUUCUACUGUUCGAGAUCGGACACUGGUGGAACAUGAGCUGCUGGCAAGAGGCAGAGACCACGAGGAGUGGAGAGAAAAAGGUCUCCGUGGUAAGCUAGAAAAAAUCCGGACUGAUCAGUUAUUCAAGAAGAGCUUUGUUCAAAAAUUGAAAAGAUCUAUCUUUAGAAACAAAUCAGGGAUGUCCGCAGCAGUGGCCGGAGUCCCAGGGAUCGGGAAAACAACAAUGGUACAAAAGAUUGUUUACGACUGGGCCGAGAGGAAGAUAUACCAACAAUUCCAGUUUGUCUUCAGUUUCAAAUUCCGGGAUUUAAACACCAUUAACUGCAGAAUAAACCUGAAGGAACUGAUUCUGGAUCAGUAUCCUUACUUUGGGAAUAUCCUGAGAGAGGUCUGGAAGAACCCAGAGGGACUGCUGUUUAUAUUCGAUGGUUUGGAUGAAUUCAAGCACAGAAUCGAUUUUGCAGACAGUCGGAGAGAUACAGAACCCAGGCACCAGUGUCCAGAUCCCGAGUGGUGGUGUGAAGUGUCUGACACUGUGUACAGUUUAAUCCAGGGCAAGCUGCUCCCAGGGUGUUCAGUGCUGGUGACCACCCGUCCCACUGCGUUACAUUUAUUGGAAAAGGCAGAGAUCAGUGUCUGGGCUGAAAUCCUGGGAUUUGUUGGUGAGGAACGGAAGGAAUAUUUCAUCAGGUAUUUUGAAGAUCAGACGGUGGCGGAAGCUGUUUUCAAACACGUGAAGGAGAACGAGGUCCUGUACACCAUGAGCUACAACCCCUCCUACUGCUGGAUCCUCGCUCUGGCACUGGGCCCCUUCUUCACACAAAGAGUCAGGGACCCACAGCGAGUUCCCAAGACCAUCACCCAACUGUACUCCUACUAUAUUUACAACAUCCUGAAAAACCAUGGCCGUGAGAUUGAGAACCCCCGUGAUGUGUUACUCAGAGUUGGUCAGAUGGCCUUCAGAGGAGUGUCGGAGAAGAAGAUUGUGUUUACAGGUGGAGAUUUGAUCAACUACAAUCUGCAGCCUUCCCAGUUUCUGUCCGGGUUCCUGAUGGAGCUUUUGGAGAGAGAGGAUUCUGCCCGGAGCAUGGUGUACACAUUCCCACACCUCACCAUCCAAGAGUUUGUAGCUGCAGUCGCACAAUUCCUGAUCCCAGAUGGCAGAGAUAUCAUGAAACUCCUCACUGAAGCCCACUGCGUGAGGGAUGGGCGAUUUGAGGUAUUUCUCCGUUUUGUUGCUGGUCUCUCCAACCCAAUGACAGCUCGGGGUCUGGAGGAGUUUCUGGGUCCAUUUCCCAAUGAAACAACCUGCCGGGUGAUUGACUGGGUGAAGGAGGAGGUUAAACGCCGAAGUGGAAACACAAGGAGUGAAGCUGGUAAAAGGAGCCUCCUGAACACAUUGCACUACCUGUUUGAGUCUCAGAAUCGUGUACUGGCUCAGGCCGCACUGAGAUCUGUGGAAAGGAUUUCACUCAGUGGAAUGACACUGACCCCGAUUGACUGCGCGGUCCUGUCUCAUGUCAUCGGACUCUGUGAUACAAUAAAACAGCUCGACCUGGAGAACUGCCACAUUCAGUAUGAGGGAAUACAGCGGCUGGGACCCGGGUUGCAUAAGUGCCAGGAGUUGAGACUUGGGCAUAAUGACCUGGGAGAUUCAGGAGUGAAACUGGUGUCUGCGGCUCUGAGGAACCCGGAGUGUAAAAUACAGACACUGUGGCUGUACAAUGUCGGUCUCACAGAUUCUGGUGCCGAGGAUCUCGUCUCCGCUCUCAGUACAAAACCAUCACUGACGGAUCUGAUCCUGAGUGAUAAUAAACUGGGAGAUUCAGGAGUGAAACUGGUGUCUGCGGCUCUGAGGAACCCGGAGUGUAAAAUACAGAGACUGGGGCUGAGGGGUGUCGGUCUCACAGAUUCUGGUGCCGAGGAUCUCGUCUCCGCUCUCAGUACAAACCCAUCACUGAUGGAGCUGGACCUGAGUGGUAAUAAACUGGGAAAUUCAGGAGUGAAACUGGUGUCUGUGGCUCUGAGGAACCCGGAGUGUAAAAUACAGAAACUGGGGCUGAGGGGUGUCGGUCUCACAGAUUCUGGUGCCGAGGAUCUCGUCUCCGCUCUCAGUACAAACCCAUCACUGACGGAGCUGAACCUGGGAUACAACUCUCUGACAGACCGAUCUGUCCCCGGUCUCCGCCGCCUCAUACUGACCCUCCCGAGUCUGAAGCGGAUCUGGCUGGGGGGGAAUGAGUUCAGUGAGACCGGGAUGAAGGAACUGAGAUCUCUACAGGAACCCAGACCCGGACUGAGAGUGGAUCUGUGAACAUCUGAAUGUGGGGAAUCGGUUCAGUGACACCGGGAUGAAGGAACUGAGAUCUCUACAGGAACCCAGACCCGGACUGAUGGUGGAUCUGUGAACAUCUGAAUGUGGGGAAUCGGUUCAGUGAGACCGGGAUGAAGGAACUGAGAUCUCUACAGGAACCCAGACCCGGACUGAUGGUGGAUCUGUGAACAUCUGAAUGUGGGGAAUCGGUUCAGUGAGACCGGGAUGAAGGAACUGAGAUCUCUACAGGAACCCAGACCCGGACUGAUGGUGGAUCUGUGAACAUCUGAAUGUGGGGAAUCGGUUCAGUGAGACCGGGAUGAAGGAACUGAGAUCUCUACAGGAACCCAGACCCGGACUGAGAGUGGAUCUGUGAACAUCUGAAUGUGGGGAAUCGGUUCAGUGAGACCGAGAUGAAGGAACUGGGAUCUCUACAGGAACCCAGACCCGGACUGAGAGUGGAUCUGUGAACAUCCGAAUGUGGGGAAUCGGUUCAGUGAGACCAGGAUGAAGGAACUGAGAUCUCUACAGGAACCCAGACCCGGACUGAGAGUGGAUCUGUGAACAUCUGAAUGUGGUGAAUCGGUUCAGUGAGACCGGGAUGAAGGAACUGAGAUCUCUGCAGGAACCCAGACCCGGACUGAUGGUGGAUCUGUGAACAUCUGAAUGUGGUGAAUCGGUUCAGUGAGACCGGGAUGAAGGAACUGAGAUCUCUACAGGAACCCAGACCCGGACUGAUGGUGGAUCUGUGGACAUCUGAAUGUGGUGAAUCGGUUCAGUGAGACCGGGAUGAAGGAACUGAGAUCUCUACAGGAACCCAGACCCGGACUGAUGGUGGAUCUGUGGACAUCUGAAUGUGGUGAAUCGGUUCAGUGAGACCGGGAUGAAGGAACUGAGAUCUCUACAGGAACCCAGACCCGGACUGAUGGUGGAUCUGUGAACAUCUGGCCUUUAACCUUUAUCUUACCUGGAACCCAGACCCGGACUGAGAGUGGAUCCGAAUGUGUGAACAUCCCCGCCCGCGGGAUGGGGACAUUUGGCCGACUCCCCGCCCUCCCCUUUAACUCCCGCCCUUACCUUUAACGGCCGCGCGCCGGGGCUGAUUCCCAACGGUUUUAACGGACCCGGCUCGGGCCUCGCGCUGUGUGCGUCGCUCGCAGCGGUCCCGCAGUGACGUGUUUCCGCCUGUUGUCCGGCGGGACAGCUUCCGCCGGAAGUGCGUGUACGAGACACCGACGUGACUCCCCGGGGAAUUACCCGGACAGGAAGAGCCCGGGGUCCGGGGCUCAGUCUGGGACACCGGUGUCCCGGGGUGGGGGGGAUGAUCCCGGGAGAGAAUCCUUUUGCCCCCUUUGCUGAGGACGGUGCAUUCGGCAGCCUGGCCGAUAUAAUGAUGUUAAAUGGACAAAUCCCUCGGCAGUGACCCUGGAUCUGCAGCGAUCCCGGACACGGCCCUGAAGUGUGAUUUUAUAAUCAUCGGUUCCCCGAUGCAGAGUGACGGUGAGAAACGGGACUGAUUAUUCAAACUGUCACUCCUUGUCGCCGGUCAGUUAAUUGUGUGUGAGUGUGAGUGAGUCGGGAGCAGCUUAUUUAUUCCCGCACGUCAGCAGCUCACACAUUGUUUCAUUCACAUUUGUAAAUUUACUCACACCCGGGACCAGCCACAGAGAGAAUUGUCCUCCACACUGCCCCAUCACACACUUGCAAUGCCAAACACACAGUGAAGUUCCGUCUGCACCGUUCCAUCACUCAAUGAAUUCCACCCUGCAAAAUCUCAUUUCAGGGAAGCAGGCACCAUCAAUUUGCGGGAGACUCCCGGGAGAGGUGGGAUGUCUGCAGUAGAGUAGCUCCUUAGCGGCCAGCCAGCUAGUUUAAAUAGCGUUAGCUAUGCGAAUGAACGAAUGACACCCGUUAAACUCACCUCAACAAUGAUUUAAUCCCCCAUGGGCAAUAGAAAAGUCACUGUAGCAAACAGUGCAGCGAGCCACAUUGUCAUUAUUCCUGACCCCUAUUAGGCAGGGGUACACUUUAGUGUAGUCUGGGGUGAAGUACGUUUUGUAUUUUCUUUUUUUUUAAAUACUCUGCCAUGGAGCGCUCCCACCCUCUCCCUGCCCCUCUCAAAAAAAUCGAUUUGCGGGAGAUUGAAUAUAAUUCGCGGGCGUCAGGGAGCCGCUCACAAUAUGCGGGAGACUCCCGGAACUUCCGGGAGAGGUGGGAUGUCCGAAGCUUCACUUGAAAUGGCCGCUGGGGAGGGAGUGGCGGCUUUGGUAGAAGUGAGCACAAGAGAGGGAGGGUCGCGCUGAUUUAAAAUGGGCGAAUCCUUGGUUAAUGUGGCCGCCAGGGAUGGACUGAGACACUGACUUACAAUGGCCACUGUCACACUCAGAAUCUAUGGCAAAGGAACAUGCGGUGUCCAUGGAUACAAUCCUGGGAUCGAGUGUGUUAUUGAUUGUAAUAACAGUAUUUUAAUUUGUGUUUUAUAUUGUCUUGGGCGUUGUACAUAUGUUUUAAGUCCAAUAAUUUUGUCAUUGAAUAAACUAAUGUAUAUAUCUGA
Hypanus sabinus (Atlantic stingray) is the source of this 5539-nucleotide messenger RNA. RefSeq names its product NACHT, LRR and PYD domains-containing protein 12-like. The transcript is spliced from 11 exons. Gene Ontology annotation, cellular component: cytoplasm. Gene Ontology annotation, molecular function: protein binding. The record is from RefSeq and is a predicted model, not a curated record. Bases 130 to 2985 code for a protein of 951 amino acids. Lineage: Eukaryota; Metazoa; Chordata; Chondrichthyes; Myliobatiformes; Dasyatidae.